Messenger RNA from Rotaria sordida, 1713 nucleotides. The record is from the annotation of a GenBank genome assembly. Lineage: Eukaryota; Metazoa; Rotifera; Eurotatoria; Philodinida; Philodinidae.
AUGACGUCACUAAUUCCAAAUGUAUUCAAUGUUGAGGACAAUCAAAUUAAUCAUCAAUACUACUCAAAUGUUAAUUAUAUUAAAAACAAUUCAACCUCUUCAACAUCAGCAAGCUCUUUACUAUCAAAAAUUAAUAAACAUGCUUUGACUAUUACAAAUUCAAAAUUUAUUCAUCAUAAUAAAACAUUAGAAACAACUAUUGAAUGUAUUGGUUCAUUAUAUAAUCAAUCUUGUUUGUAUCACAAUUUAUAUUAUGUUGAUAGCACAUUUAUGAUUUUAACAGUUAAAGGAAGGGACUUACCAUCAUAUUCGGUACGAAUAGGUGCUUUUAUACUAUGGCCUACAACCCCACACAAACGUGUUUUUGAUUCAUAUUCUCAUCUUGAAAAAUUUGUUCGUAAUGUUAUUGAUCCAAGAAUAAUUCCAUCUGUUACUCUUCAUUUUAGUCAAUAUUGGCAUGAUAAUAUUGGUCAUGCAUUAUUUGAUGGACUUUAUCCAGCAUAUGUUGCACUCACUCGUUUUUCUCCAAGACAUCUUCAUCCUUUUCGCAUUCUUGCUGGAAUAAACAACUGUAAUGCAUGUUGGAGUGAAGAUAUUUAUAGUCGUUUUGGUGGUCUUGGAAUUCUUAAACAAAGUGUUCUAAAUAAAAUGUCAAAAGGAUAUUGGUUUAUGUUUGAAGAACUUGUUAUGGGUAGUGGAACAUUAUGUCAACGUUGUAUACAACCUAAUUUACAAUUACCUGGAGGUGUUGAAUUAGAUGGUUCAAGACUUUUUCGUGAUAGAAUCUAUCAACAACAUGGUCUUAUUCAUCCAAUUAUUAGACAAAAAUCUUCAUCUGAAAAGCGAACUCCACAUGAUCUUCUUUUAGCAUAUAUUAUUGAUAAUAAACGUUUUACAAGUAAUGAUAGAAAAGAAAUCAUUAAUGCUAUAAAUGAAAUAAAUAAUUAUACGAAUUCUUAUUUGAAUAAAACUAAAAAUAACACAGCUAAAUUACAAUGGCCAUUAGUUCGUGUCUCUUAUCUUUUCUACAAGCAAGUUAGAGCUCCAAAUCGUAGUUUCAUUCAAAUAAAUGCCACACAAAUUGAUUCUCGAUCUCCAACAUAUGAAUUAAUUGAAAAUAAUUUUAUCGCUCAAUUAAAAAUCUUGCGUCAAAUGGAUAUUCAUAUAACUGGACCAGGUACUGGACAAAUGUAUCAAACAUUUUUAUCAGAUGGAUCUAUAACUAUUAAUCUUGGAGGUAUAAAACCACGAGGAUCAGAAAAUACAGAAAAAGCAUAUAGUUCAUAUCUGGAACAAUAUAUGACAAGUGGUACACCAUAUAUUAAAGGUCUUUAUUAUCCAAUUAAUGAACGACAAAAAGGUAUUAAAAAAGAUGAAGUUAUUAAAUUAAUUCGACAAGCAUCAAAACUUAUUCUUGAAGGUUUUUCAUUACCAGUCAAUGCUCAUGAUAAUCUAGCACCUGAUGGACAAUUAUUUGUUGAAAUGUGUGAAAAAGAUAAAGAAUUUUGUUCUCAAGUUACAACAAGAAUACCGAAUACGAAUUUUAGUUGUUUAGAUUUCUGGGUAGAAGAUUUUAUACAUGAACAUCGUCAAUGGCAAGCAGGAGGUUUUAUUGAUAAUGGUCGAAAUAUUAGUUGUCCAUUUAAUCAUUCAUUGUUACAUGAAUUAAGAGAAAAAUAUGGAAUUAAACACAAAAAUCGAAUCAUUGAUUAA